Messenger RNA from Closterium sp. Yama58-4, 3300 nucleotides. NCBI's taxonomy places the organism in Eukaryota, Viridiplantae, Streptophyta, Zygnematophyceae, Desmidiales, Closteriaceae. The record is from the annotation of a GenBank genome assembly.
AUGAGGCCAGGGAAGGCUGAGGUGUUGCAGGAGCUGAAGUUCGCAAUGGCGUUCCGACAAGGCGGAGCGGGCGAGUCACGGGGGGGCCCGGGUCGGCCGGACGGCCCGCCGCGAAUAAAGGACGGCAGCUGGAUAUCUGCCGACGCUCGGAAUCGACCGACUGGCUGGGCAUCGCAGAUGGGGCGCGCGAAGCGGCUGAAGCCGCGCAUGUGGAAGAGCGCGUUCGACGCGGAAGGUCGUCUGGUGCGCAUGCCGCAAGUGCUCAAAGCAAUACUUGAGGGGGGAGUGGACAAGUCAAUACGUGGCGAGGUGUGGGAGUUUCUGCUCGGCUGUUUCUCCCUCGAGUCCACCGCAGAGGAGAGGAACUACGUGCGCGAAGCCAGGAGGGAGCGGUACCAGCAGCUUCUGCUGCAGUGCCAGCAGAUGCACAGCAACGUGGGCUCUGGUCACCUGGCCUUUGCUGUGGGAACGCGCAUAAUGGACGUGCGCAUUAUCCACCCCGGAAACACCCCGGGGGGAGGCGCAGGGGGCGGUGGCGCAGGAGGGGGAGGCGCAGGAGGCGCAGGGGCGGGGGGGGCAGGCGGAGCAAGCAGUGGGGUAGCUGGCGUGGGGACUGGGACGCGCGCAAGGGGGAAAGCUGAGGCUGGCGCGUCAGGCAGUGCUGCUAGCGCGGGGGAAGGGCCUGGGGGAGAGGAUGCGGAUGGGGCAGCAGCAGGGGGAUUAGCAGCAGCGGCUGUUGCAGCUGCAGCAGCAACAGGGGGAGGAGCAGCAGGGGGAGCGGGGGGAGCAUGGGCAGGGGCGCAUGGGGGAGAGGAUGCGCCUACAGGGGCACAAGGCGCGCGUUCAGGGGCAGGGGGGCAGGAACCGGGGAGGAGGCCGGGGGAAGGGGGGGAGAGGGGGGAGGAUCCGAGUGGGGAGGGCGCGCGGAACAGGAGGAGGGCGGAGAAUAGGAGCUUUUCUCGUUCGAUGAGUGCCCAGCCUGAACGGAUAGCGCGGAGGGAGAGACGGGAGGGGGAGGGAGAGGAGAGCGGUCAGUCAGGCAGGGGUUGGAUCGGGGAUGGGAUGAUGGAGGGGAGUAGAGAGAACGAGGGUGGGGAAGAAGGGGGGGAGGGCAGUGGGUUGGAUGAAGGGGGGGAACACGAGGGGGGGGAGAAGAGGAAGCAGCAGAAGGUGAGGUGGACUAGGCUGCUGCAGGGAGUGGUGAAGGAUAUAAAGAAGAAAGAAAGCAAACUGCCUGUAUCGAGUUCAAUUUUAGACAGUCCCUCCGGGCCUUCUGCUUCCUCGGGCUCAUCUGGUGGUGCUUUCAGUGCUUCUGGGUUUUCCUCCUCUUCCUCCCACCCUUCUGCCGGUACCGCUCUGCACCACAGAGCACCGGUUCAGGACCACUACAGAUCGUCUGAAUCCCAGAAGCAGCAGUAUUCAGAUGUGCCUCUAGCGAAGAGCUUCAGUAGUAGCCUACCGGCUGUGGGUGGGGAGCGGGAUGUGGAUUCGCCUAUGCAUGCCGCAGCUGGUGCUGACAGGUGGCACGCUGUGAGUGGCGGAGUGGGUGGAGGGGGCGGGGGGAUUGGGCAGGGAGGGGAAGGGGGCGAACGGGGGGAGGAUGAAGGGGUGGAGGAGGGGGGAGGGGAGGGCGGGUGGGAGGGCAGGGAGGGUGGGGCGGGAGGGACGGAUGAGGGAGCGGGGGCUAGGAGGUUGGGGAAGGAGGGGAGGCCGCCAGUGGGGGAGUUUGGGGGAGUGGGGGCGGCGCAGGGGGCGCACAAGGGAGGGGGGGAAGGGGGAGCGGGCGCAGCGUGGGUGAGGGGAAUGAAGAAGGCGCAUAAGAAGCUGAUUGGAUAUCUGGGCGCAUCAGAUAGCUUCGGGGGGAGGGAAGGAGGUGGGGGAGGGGGAGGAGUGGGCGUGGGGGCAGGAGGAGCGGGACAGGGAGACGGCGGAGGAGGGGGAGUGCUGGGCGGGGGAAAGAUUGCGGGGAAGAUAGGGGGAGAGGGGCAUGAAGGGGGAGCGCUGGGUGGCGGAGGGGGAGGAGGAGUGGGGGGAGCGGGGGGAGGAGAAGGGCGAGGGGGAGGGAGGACUGGCGCCAGGAGACGGCUCCGGAAGGUACUGAGCGCGGAUUGGGGGAGCACGUCACUGGAUGAGCUGCUGGGCGGCAAGGGCUUGGCUCCUAGCGCCAGCACCAACCUUUCAUCGUCUAACAGCCAACCAACCCGUCCGUCCACUGCUUUUGGCAACACUGCUGGCAAUACUACUGGCAACACUGCUGGCAACGCUGCUGGCAGCGCUCCUGGUCUAUCCAGCUCUGCCAGGCUGGGUGUCACGGUGGAGCGCGUCGCUGACUGGCUGUGGACGCUGCACAAGAUAUCGGUGGAUGUGGAGCGCACAGACACACACAUGGCGUUCUACCAGACAGAGAGGAACCGCGCCACCAUGUGUGACAUCCUGGCCGUUCAUGCCUGGAUCGACCCUGCCACUGGCUUCUGUCAAGGCAUGUGCGACAUCCUCUCGCCUUUCAUCAUGCUCUACGGCCAUCCUGCUGACGCCUUCUGGUGCUUCGAGUGCCUCUUCUCCCGCAUUAGGCACAACUUUGUGUUGGAGGGGCCGGUGGGCAUCCUGCGGCAGCUAGCGGUGCUGCGGGACGUGGUGGCGCUGGUGGACCCCGAGCUGGCCUCGCACCUGGAGGAGCUGGGCGCCGACAACUUCAUGUUCGCCUUCCGCAUGCUGCUGGUGCUGUUCCGAAGAGAACUGCCUUUGGUGGACGUCAUUGUCAUGUGGGAGAUGAUGUGGGCAGCGGACUUUGACUCACGCAUGGCAUCCGUUCUCCUCCACCACCCCCCCGAGGGUCUCAACCUCGUGGCCGAGCCCCACACCUGGUCUACCGGCCCCCUCCCGCCCCUCGACUCCCCCACCAACGACGCCGCCACCACCCCCGUACCGUUCUCCACCGCUUCCAACCAAGGCUCGGGGUCGGCUCUGGGGGGGUUUGACGUGAUGGGGCUGGGCGGGGGGAGGAGAGGGGGGAUAUGGCGGUCGGGGCAGUUGACAGCACAGGAUGUGGAGGGGGGGGCGAGUUUGAUGUCUCAGUGGGGGGAGGCGCGGGUGGGGGAUGAGGAUUUGGCAGUGUUCUGUGUGGCGGCCAUUCUGAGGGUCAACAGGAAGAGACUGCUGCUGGUGGAGGGGUCUGACGAAGCCAUCAAGAUGUUCAACGAUGUGGAGCUCGUAUUAGAUGUGGUCUCCUGCAUCCACCUAGCCAUCAAGCUCCGCACCAAGUACUUUCGAAAGGCUCCACGCAGCAUCAGGGCGCGAUAG